Messenger RNA from Pelobates cultripes (western spadefoot toad), 339 nucleotides. The record is from the annotation of a GenBank genome assembly. NCBI's taxonomy places the organism in Eukaryota, Metazoa, Chordata, Amphibia, Anura, Pelobatidae.
AUGGACAGCUUUCUCUCGACCCUGGUGGAUCUAGCAGGCCUGGUAGGCCGCACCUCCUCCCACCCGGCAGACUCAACGGUGGCGCCCUCGAGCCCUGGAACCUCACACACCGGGAACCAUGAGGAAACGUACCCAUUGUCGCAGCUCAGAGCCGACUUCCACGCGAUCAACGCAGCCAUGUUCUCCAUGGCAGAUGCUACUGCAUUGGAAACCUCAAUCACUACCACGAUCCGCACAGAGUUAGCCGGAAUACGGAGGGACGUUGCAGAGAUCGAUGAGAGAGUCAGCUCCCCUGAAGCCUCUGCCACCCGAUCGGAUCGCCUCCAUGAAAUGGCUUAA